AUGUUGGCCAACAAAGCCUCAAGACAGAAGCCCUGUCACCACUGCACCCACCGGCCCGCGUCAGCUGCGCCCGACCACUCCACAAUCCACUACGAGAAGUCCUGGCUCUACCGGCACUGCUCUUCGCUGGUGCAGGGGGACAGGCAGUCCCAGAAAGCCGGGCAGCUCUUCUCAGGGUUGCUGGCCAUGAACGUGGUGUUCCUGGGUAGCGCCUUCCUCAGCAGCAUGAUUUUCAACCACGUGGCCAUCACGCUGGCAGACGUCUGGAUCCUGCUCUCCAUCCUCAAGGUCUUGUGCCUGUGCUGGGUCGUCUACUACGUGCUGGGCACCAGCCGGCAGCCGCACGCAGUGCUGCACCGCGACACCCACGCCGGGCCCAUCUGGCUGAGGGGAUCCCUACUGCUCUUUGGUGCUUUCAGCGUCCUCCUGAACGUGUUUGAGAUUGGCUACAGCGUCAUUCACAUCCAGUGCAAAUCCCAGGUGCAGAAUGUGUUCCCCUGCAUCGAAAUCCUUUUCAUUACCACCCAGGCUGUUUUCCUGUGGCAUCACUCUAAGGACUGCAUUCAAGUCCAGCACAACCUCACCAGGUGUGGCCUGAUGCUGACCAUAGCCACUAACCUCCUCCUCUGGCUCUUAGCCGUGACCAACGACUCCAUCCACGAGGAGAUUGAGUCUCAGCUACGUGACGUGGAGCAGCGACUUGCAGGUAACGAGACUGCCUUGUGCACGUGCCCGAACACAACUGCCUGCAAGGUCUUCCAGAAAGGCUACAUCCUGCUCUACCCUUUCAACACUGAGUUCUACCUUGUCUGCUGCUCCAUGCUUUAUGUCAUGUGGAAGAACGUGGGGAGACGCAUCAGCCACCACCAUGCCUCUCAUAUUAAGCACAAAUUCAAGCUCCAGGGGGUGGUCUUUGGACCGCUGUUGGGUGCUGCUGCUGUGAUGAUUGGUAUCUGUGUCUUCAUGAUGUACCAGAUCCAAGCCACCGGCUCAGCACCCAACCGCCAGGUCUUCGUGAUGUAUUAUUCCUACUACAUUGUGCUCCUGCCACUCAUGAGCGCUGCCGCAGUGAUUGGCACAAUCAUCCACGCCUUGGAGAAGAAGGAUCUGGACACGCUGAAGAACCCAACCCGCAGCCUGGAUGUGAUCCUGCUGAUGGGGGCAGCCCUUGGCCAAAUCGGCAUGUCCUACUUCUCAAUUGUCGCCAUUGUGGCCACCAACCCCAGGGACCUGCUCAACAGCCUCAUCCUGUCCUAUUCAGUCCUCCUCAUCUUUCAGCACAUCACCCAAAACGUCUUCAUUAUUGACGGGCUCCACAGGCGGCCCUUUGUGGAGGCAGUUGAGGCCAGACGUGCUGGACACGCUGGGCAGCACGCAGUGGGUUCAGAGCCUCCCCAUGAAGAGACAGCCACAGCAAACAGCAAACAGGAGCACACACAGCCCCCUCUCAGCAAAGAGGAAGAGUCGAAAGAAGAGUGGAACCAGGAAGCUCACAACCAGAGACGAGUGAGCGUGCUAGAGCUGGGACAGGAAAUCCGCAGAGUUUCUCUCUCAUACAUCCAUACCUACUCUCACCUGAGCUGGAAGAGGAAAGCAUUAAGGGAGAUCUCCUUCUUCAUGGUUUUGUGCAAUAUCAUACUGUGGAUCAUGCCCACGUUUGGGGCUCACCCUGUGUUUGAGAACGGACUGGAGAAGUCGUUUUACGGCUAUUCCACCUGGUUUGCCAUCGUGAACUUCGGCCUCCCUCUGGGCGUGUUCUACCGCAUGCACUCGGUUGGGGGCCUCCUGGAGGUCUACGUCACGGCCUGA
Messenger RNA from Tinamus guttatus (white-throated tinamou), 1809 nucleotides. RefSeq names its product otopetrin 3 (gene OTOP3). Gene Ontology annotation, biological process: proton transmembrane transport. Gene Ontology annotation, molecular function: proton channel activity. The record is from RefSeq and is a predicted model, not a curated record. Gene Ontology annotation, cellular component: membrane. Lineage: Eukaryota; Metazoa; Chordata; Aves; Tinamiformes; Tinamidae.